AUGGCCGAAAAUCAAAAUAAUUCAUCUUCAAAACGGUAUAAUUCAAUUAAUAAUGAACAAAAUAGAACAAAUUCUAAUCAUGAACAACUUAUUCCAAUUUCAAUUGAAUAUUUAUCAACACCAAUAACAAUUUCAAAUAAACGAUGUCGUCGUUCUUCAAUAACAAAUGAACAAUCUGUAUCAACACAAUUAUGUUCAAAUACUCAAGAUUUUAUUUAUGAUAGAAAUCUUACUAUGACACCUAUUAUAGGAACUCGAAAACGAUCAGCACAAGAUGAUCUAGUCGCUUUUACAACGCAUCAAUUUCUUCAAGAACAUGAACAAUAUACGCAUAAACGAGCUCGAUAUGAAAAUUCGAAUAGUAUUGAAUUAGAAAAUCAACCACCACGUUUAACUAAUAAACGUCGAUCUUUAUUCUUUCAUCAACAACAACAACAACAACAACAGCAAGAAGAUCAUUUAUCAUCAACAUGGAAUAAUCAUCAGACUACAAAUGAUAUAUCAUUAUUUUUUAAUGAUAUUCCUUCAUCAUUAUCACAUCCAACAAUAACAACAUAUCAUCGAAUAAAUAGUGUGCCUAAUCAUGAACAUAAUUUAUCUGAUCAAUAUUCAUCAUUAUUAACUGAACAACAUCAUCAUCAUCAUUCAUCAAUUUUUCAUAAUAAUAAUAAUUCAUUAAUAACAUCGAAUCAAAAAAGUACUAUACCAAAAUCUUCAAAAACUAAUAUACGUUUAUUAUCACCUCAAUUAAAUAGUUCUAGUCCAUUACGUACAACAAAUUUUCUAUUUGAUAAUAAACAACAAACAAUUAUUCGUACAGGAAAUAUAUCACCAGCACAUUCAGAUUCAUCAAGUGAAUCAACAUCAACAUGUUCAUCGGAUGAACAAUUACAUCAUCAUCAUUAUCAUAUUUAUCAACCACAACCAUGGCGUACAUAUCGUGAACGUGAAAAUUAUGAACAAUUAUUAGAUCUUGCAGAAAAAUUAUCUGAUCCAAAUCGUUUUAAUAAAGUUGAUAUACAACAAUUUUUUUCUUAUCGUUAUAAAAUACCAACAAUAUCAUCUAAACAAACAGCUUGUGUUAUUUGUAUGUCACAUUUUAAAAAUGGACAACAUAUUCGUGUACUUCCAUGUCAACAUGAAUAUCAUUCAAAAUGUAUUGCACGUUGGUUUGCAAUGAAUUCAUCAUGUCCAAUUUGUCGUCGAGAUAAUUUUCUAUCUUCUUGCUGA
Messenger RNA from Rotaria sordida, 1230 nucleotides. The record is from the annotation of a GenBank genome assembly. NCBI's taxonomy places the organism in Eukaryota, Metazoa, Rotifera, Eurotatoria, Philodinida, Philodinidae.